AUGGAGUCUCGUCAUCCACAUUAUUAUGCCUCGAUGACACGUAGUCGAAGUGUCGGACCGGCAAUAAUUCCGCCCCCAGCUGAUGCUGCUGCUUAUCCCCUUGUCACAGACCUGUCGAAGGGUCUUCGAACUGUACGCACAAAUGAUGGCAAGAUUGCUCCUCGAGUCCAAGCCCUUCCACCGAAGAAGUUUAUUCUUGGCCGAGUGGCUUCAAAUGAGGACAUCUGCAUAGAAACGGAGACACCGUUCGCUUUCAGUAUCGCAGCAAAAGGCAAGCAGAUUUGCAUUUCAAAAGUGGCUUCUGCUGAUGACCUCCAAAGACCUCUGAUGACAAAUGCCUUCAGCACCGAGCUGCUGGCUCAAGACAAAAUGGAAGAAGGCAUUCCCGUGUCAUUAAGGCUGACUUUUGGUUCCACACCCUGUGUGAAUUCCAUAACUUCCAAGGCGGUUGCAAGAGAGCCCUCGUUGAAUAAGACCUUCCGUUCGGUUCUGCAUAUUAAUAUGACUGGUGGUGGAGGGCCUACAACAACAACAAACCUCCAAAGGCCGCUUCUGCGUCCACCAUUACCCCUGGCAAGUAGUGUUGCCUUCAGGGGUAGCCUUCCCUCCCUGCCAAAACCGCCUAUUCGAAGCCCCUCGGCUGUGCAAGCGGCAAAUCUCACCUUUUUUGAACAGGACAUAUGA
Molecule: messenger RNA, 684 nt
Organism: Echinococcus granulosus
Lineage: Eukaryota; Metazoa; Platyhelminthes; Cestoda; Cyclophyllidea; Taeniidae
Exons: 1
Coding region: 1-684 (227 amino acids)
Source: RefSeq, a predicted model, not a curated record